Messenger RNA from Symbiodinium necroappetens, 621 nucleotides. The record is from the annotation of a GenBank genome assembly. Lineage: Eukaryota; Dinophyceae; Suessiales; Symbiodiniaceae.
AUGGGUGGAGCAAUCAACACUUUGGCCUUUCCGGCCCCUAACUUGCCGCGCCAAUUCUAUGAGGAUGAGCUAAAGACGCGCCCGGACCUGGUUUGGUUGGAAACAGUUAACAAGGAGCGAAUUCCGGCCUGCCACGUGAGGGGAGGUUCUUCCGGCAAGACUCUGCUUUACAGCCAUGGCAAUGCGGAGGACCUCGGGCUUCACCUAGAAUACAUUGAUUCCCUGGCUCACUUCACCGGUGCGGAUGUCUUCAGCUAUGAGUACGUGGGCUAUUCCCUCUCCAAGCUUCAAGGCUGCCAGCCCUCGGAGGCAGCCUGCCUACGAAGCAUUGAUGCUGCAUGGCGUUACUUGGUCGACAUGCAAAAAAUACCUCCGCAGCAGAUUAUCAUCUUCGGAAGAUCCAUUGGUUCUGGCCCGUCUGUGGACCUCGCGUCUCGCAAGGAAGUGGAAGGCUCACAACACUCGCCACUGAACGCGGCUGGCGUCGUUCUACAGUCUCCUUUGGAAAGUGGCGCGAGAGCCGUGCUUGGUCACGUCACCUCUUUUCUAGGCUACCACCUGGACAUAUUCAGGAAUUAUGAGAAGAUAGACAAGAUCACCUCCCCCGUUGCAAUCAUGCCA